UUUGGAAUGACAUUUGGAAAUGGCUGAAAUCAGCUAUGGGCGACGGCCAGAAGGCUGAGAUUAUGAUCUUCGCAAAUGCAGAGCGCUCGCCGGACGAUCUGGUGGUGACCUAUUUUGAUAAUGGUUACCAAAAUCGCCUCAAUUGGAACGAAUACAAGUCAAUUGGGCCUAUAGCAACGGCUGCAGUUGUGAGAGCUGGCUGGAACUGUGCCAAACUGGAGCAGAUAGCCCAGUCAGUGCGGGAUAGGAGGUUCUGCGAGGAUGAGUUGGAUAGACUUCGAGAACAGGCAAGGGCGGAGCGUAGACGGAUCUCUACCCGUGGCCUGUCUGAGCCAGUGAGCGUGUUUGAUUGAGUGUAGAAAAUCUACUAGCCAACAGAUUAUCUGCGGCUAUCAGCGCUGCGCUCUCGCCAAUGUAUGGGUCAUACGCGAUCGAAGCUGUACAUACAACUAUGCUAGUAAUGCAUGAAUAUAACGCACUUCUGUGUCACCUCGAGAAAAUCUGGACCACCCUUGGCAGAUGUUGGACUUCGGGGUGUAAGAUAACAUAUAAAUAGAGUCACUUAGCACGGCUCCAGCCAUCCAGCCAUC
Messenger RNA from Aspergillus wentii DTO 134E9, 590 nucleotides. RefSeq lists its product as uncharacterized. The record is from RefSeq and is a predicted model, not a curated record. Lineage: Eukaryota; Fungi; Ascomycota; Eurotiomycetes; Eurotiales; Aspergillaceae. The coding region runs from base 36 to 353 and encodes 105 amino acids. The transcript has 2 exons.